Messenger RNA from Nannizzia gypsea CBS 118893, 1074 nucleotides. Its product is annotated as 2-nitropropane dioxygenase. Gene Ontology annotation, molecular function: nitronate monooxygenase activity. The transcript has a single exon. Bases 1 to 1074 code for a protein of 357 amino acids. Lineage: Eukaryota; Fungi; Ascomycota; Eurotiomycetes; Onygenales; Arthrodermataceae. The record is from RefSeq and is a predicted model, not a curated record.
AUGUCUAGCCUGAAGAAAGAUUACCCCUGGAUCCAGCUGCCACUAAUAACAUGCGCUCCCAUGCUGCCCGUAGCAACAGGCGAGCUGGCCGCAGCCGUCUCGGCGGCAGGCGGAAUCGGCUUCAUCGGACUCGGCAACAACAUCCACACCCUUGACGACCAACUCACUCUCGCCGCUCACCACCUCCAAACAACUCACGCCAAAACCACCCUCCAAACCCCCGACGCAUCCAUCUUACCCGUCGGAGUCGGCUUUUUAAACUGGGGCGUUAACCUCGAUGAUGCACUGCCUGCUAUAAAAAAACAUGUUCCGGCAGCUAUAUGGUUGUUCGGCGCAGCUCGCGAGACAAUGGCUUCCCUCUACGCUUCAUGGAUCACUCGAGUCCACCAGGAGACAGCCGGCCGCACCAAGGUCUGGGUACAGGUCGGUUCAGUCGCGGAUGCAUUGACACUCACUGCCGAAGCACCGCCGGCCCACAGACCAGAUGUGCUUGUUCUGCAGGGCGUGGAUGCAGGCGGACACGGCCUCAAGAACGGAGCAGGAAUAAUCACCCUCCUACCUGAAGUGCGAGACACUUUGGCUUCGCAUGGUGAGCUUUCCGCCAUACCGCUGAUAGCAGCAGGUGGUAUAGUUGAUGGACGAGGCGUGGCUGCGGCACUGUGUCUGGGUGCCGACGGUGUGGCUAUGGGCACGCGGUUCCUGGCUUGUUCGCAGACGGCUAUUAUGAAGGGGUAUCAGGAUGAACUAAUUCGUGCUCGGGAUGGGGGACAGAGCACGGCUCGCACUACGAUAUAUGAUCGGCUCAGGGGGUAUGUUGAGUGGCCGGAGGAGUAUGAUGGGCGUGGAAUGGUAAAUCAGAGCUACUUCGAUGACCAGGCUGGUAUGUCUGAUGAAGAGAAUAGACGGCUAUAUGAAGCUGAAAAGGCCAAAGGGGACGCAGGAUGGGGUGUUAAGGGCCGCAUGACUUCUUAUGCCGGGACGGGAGUUGGGUUGGUUAAAACUGUGUCCACGGCGGAGGAGAUAGUAAGCAGCGCUCGAGAGGAAGCUAGGAAGUUGGUGAAGAUAGACAACUAG